AGCCUAUAUUUGCACAUUUCUCUAGCCUAAUUGCCUGACAGGCUAUGUGAAGAAGGUUGUUUGGAAAAAUGAGGCUAUUCACAUGGUGCUGCCUAACGGAGAGCUGAUGGAGCCAGAUGAGAAAGGCAGGAGGCGAGCCCCUCCGGUUGCGCGUCAGCAUCCCCUCAAAUAGGAAUCCGCUGCUGUCACUUCUGCUCUACAUAUACAGAGACGGACGGCUGUAACCGUGAAACAACAAUUAACGGCGAAUUUCCUGUAGCGUGCAGCUGCUGUUUCUUGUGAUGUCAAGGAGGAAGAGUAAGGUGAGGCUGUGAGGAGGCUAGAGCUUUGCGAAGAAUGAUAGUGGGGAUCAAGGCGCGCUGUCCCAGGAGAACUCAUCUGAAGAGCUGGCCCUGAGAGACCGGGAUGCUCCUCUAACGCACCGGGGGGCGAGUUUUCCUGUGCAGAGUUUGAGCUCGAGUAGAAGUGAGUGAGUAAGUGAGAGGGAGUGGGUGUCAUGGAUUACAGGGAAGAUGUCGACUCCAACUACAAAAACUUGCUGCUCUUGGGAGCCAUCGCAGCAGCAUCCGCCUUUGUGGUCACCAUCCUUAUUGUCCUUGUCUGUGUUGGCUGCCAAAGAAAAAGCAAGAGCAAGCACCCCCCAGCCGGAGAGAAAGGGACAUCUGUAAAUAUGGGUUCCCUCCGACACCCAAAACUGAACUCCAUGAGCAAAUCUGACACCAGGCUGCAUGAGAUCAAUCGCUUUCCCUGCAAUGGAAACUCUGUUAGUAAGAGCCGUCCGGCCAGUAUGGACCUCCUGCUCCUCCACAGUCGGCGCUCCCAGACAGACCUGAGGCCCUCCCAUGGGCGCCAGCUUCCCCAGAUCCCCACCAGUCCCCAGGGAUCUGGCCAGGGAGGAGGAGGGGAAACAGGAGGAGAUGGGGGAGGAGGAGGAGGAGGAGGGGAGGCUAGAGACCACACCUACACUGAGGUGGGCAUACGGAACAACCCCACCCCAACCCACUGCCUAGAUGAUGGACUGUAUGAAAGUGUAGGUGUCCGGGAAGGUGACACGGGCCCGAAGGUACAGUCGGCUCCACCAACCACAUCAGCCAACACUCCGGCUACAGUCAGAACUGCCCAAAGCCCCCCAGCUCAGGCCAACGGAGCUCGCAGUGGGAACGGGAACGGUGGCAGAGGGAAUGGCAGAGGGAAUGGCAGAGGGAAUGGCACCAUUAACGGGCCGAUAACAGCUAGAGGUAAUGGUACGAGUGGGGUCAACAGGUCGCCUCUGUCUUCGGUCAACUCCCUGGCCAUCCAAGAUCCAACUGGAGCUGAGUACGCUUCCAUACGGAAGUUCAGAAAGGUUGACAAGACAAACAGGAAGGAGAAUAACGGAGGCGACAGCCAGUCAGACAGCCAAUCGAGUGUGAGUGAUUCACCCUCUGCGGCUCCUCCUCCACUACAUCGCAGUCAGGAGUUUCUGCGCAAACCACUGGAGCCGUUUCACCUGCACUCCUUCCCAAAGGAGGCAGUGUUCAUGGGCAACGGGGAGCAGUACAUCUGGAAGCCUCCAGAGGAAGAUGAAAUUAUCACCUUACACCCACCUCCACUCCACGGAGAGAACGGACAGGGGCACCCAUCGCCCCCAACUGCAAAGGAGAUAGCAGACACCUACUCCAUCGUGUGUAAAACCCAGAAGAAGAAACCACCUAUGGAAAACAACGGAGCAAAGACCCUCCCACGCUCCUUUGGUGGAGAGAGAGGAAACGCAGGUUCAAGGGGCCGAGGCCGAGGAGUCCAGGGCCCGACGCGUUCCCAGGAGGAGCCCUGCUACGAGCCGGUAGGAGACAGGUCCUGGCCCACAUGUGCAGUGGCCGAGUCUGACCCCGCGUAUGCUACUAUCGACACCCACCGGAAACGUGAGCCAGCAGGAAACAAUAACAGCACAGUUGGGGGUAAUGCCACUCUGAAGAGGAAGAAGCAGACACCGCAGCAGCCGACAGCCCCAACGGCACCUCAGGGCUCAGGACCCACUGCCCUGCCUGCUAGAGGCCUGCCUGGUGGGGAAAACUUCUAUGAGACCAUCAGCGAUGUGAAACAAGGGGCCAACAGCUCCAGCACCACCACCAUCUUCACUUUCAAUGAUGGGAUGGAGAUGUAUGUCACUGGCCUGUAGCUGGCUGGCAGGCAGAAAGGGACCAGAACCCACUGGUACAGAGUCAUGAAAGGGACCCUCCUGUUCACCGGCCAACAGGUUGCUGUACAUAGGUAAAAGGCCCUCAAUAGACAAACAAUAUGAGGAUCCAUUUUGUGAUGACAUCAGGUACAAACAGGGUCUUAAUCCAGGUUCAGACUCCCUUGAUUGGUCUGUACUUCAGAACCAGCCUAAGUCUAGUCCAGCCCAUAUAUGGACCAAAUAUGUUUUAACUCAAAAAAAAUUAAAAGAUAAGAAAACUGGAAUAUACAUCUUCAACCUACUGUGUCACUGACCAUACUCACCUGUUUGUGCAUCAUUUUCCAUAAUAUCUUUAUUUUUAUAUGAACACUGUACUCUUUAAAGAGUAUGUAACACACUUUAAUAUAUAUAUAGAUAUAUAUAAAAAUACAAAAAUGUGCAUGCAUUGUGCAAACACACACCUAUAAAUAAACAGUAGCAAGGAAACUUCGUUUGUUAGGAAUAUGAAGCCCACUGUUAGCUAAUGCCAGCCACACACACACACACACACACACACACACACACCUCAUCUUUGGGGGACUUAUGUAAUAUAAGCAGAUGGAUGUCAGAGAUUUGCGGUGCUUAGCUCUCCCUAAGCAAACAUCUGAAACAGGUUCUCUGUGCGCACUGGCCUGUUGCCUGGCAGGCAGCAUUGUGGUGCUUCGUUUAAACAUAGGCCUGUAAGUCUAUAGUUAGGCUUGUAGUAAUAGUAAUAGCGUAGGCUAUAGUCCCCACUUCACAAUUACCAUCAGUGUGCCCUCAACAGUUAUCGACAUCCCUCAUGAUAACUAUAAAAAGUGCGUUUUGAUCAGUAAUGUAACUUUCAAAUAACAUUACUUAACAAUCUACAGUCAGAUUUAACAUCUGUAGCCAGAAGCAUGAUGACAUACCCCAACACACCGACACACAGAUACACACAUACUUGGCAGAGUUAUGCAGGGUAAGGCAAUCAGGUCAGGGGCAUUGAGUGGGUUGAGUAAGAAUUUCCCCAGAGUGAUAUGGGUGACAGAUUUCACAGUGAAAGACCUUUACUGUAUUACCAUAAAUUAAUAUAAUUGAAAUGAAACAAGUGAGAGAAGAAUAUUUUCAAAAAUAAGGAAGCGAAAGAGUGUCCAAAAUAACACAGGAUGCUUCAUCCUGUGCAGUUAGUAUGUCUUGUCCUUUGGGCGCUGUAAACCUCUGAUUUUAUGACCAUUAUAAUUUUGCACUGGACAGCUGCGGGACUGGUCGGCUUAAUUGUGCAUUAACGUGCUGUAAAUGGCAUUUCCAAGCACAGUUCUGAUUCGCUCUCUGGUCUCAAGUCAAAGCCAGAGCUCCCCAUAGCUCACCAGACUUAAGUCUGGUGGUUCAAAUAGCUACAGAGGGCUUGGAAUCCAAGGAAAAUAAAGAGCUGGGCAAAAAAAAUUACCAGCUAGUGUCCUUUGGAAGGUUGCCCCUCGCCCUUUCCCCACCCGCGUCUCCAGCCCCAGCACUGAGUUCUCUUCCAUUGUAAACAAUGUCUUUCCCAUGCAGCUUUGGGGAGCAUUAGAAAAGAAAGAAGAGAGGAAGAAAACAAAUCAUUGGAGGCUUAAUAAAUAGGCAUAAAGAUAAGAGGGGAAGAGGCAUACAAACUCCUCACAGGCUGAGAGAUGGAGGAUGCAUUAGAAUGAGCUCGCUGGGAGACAACAAUGCAAAGAGAAGACGGGUUUAGAAAAGUUAGUAAUAUAAAUGUAUAAAUGCUACUGUGUCAGAAAGUAUGUAAAAACAAAUACACUCUGUAUGUCAAUGCACUGUUUUUUUUCCUCUUACCUACUGACAAUACCAUUGGUUGAAUAGCUCAUGCCACUGCCAUGAAAACAAUACAUUUAUGUUGUUGGUGCAAUUUUUUCCUGCUUGAUCAAAAAAGUGCAUGCUUUUAUAUAUGGAGAUGAAAACAAAUAUUGUGGUACUUAAUUGAUCUCUUGUUUGUUAAUCUUUUCUGUUGUGAUGCAAAGCAGCAUUCCUUUUUUGUUGUUGUUUUGUUUUUACCAAAGCAACAACUUGUUGGAGGAGGAUGAGGGGAGAGAAAUAGAAAGACAGAGAGAAGCCGCUGGGAGUUUAGAGCAGAGCGUUGUUUAUCCUCUGCUCUGGGGGAGCAAGAAAGAGCAAUAGAGGUUAGGAGGGAGGAGAACAACAGCCAGAAUAAAGCUGGAUGAGGAUCACUGCAAAUGGACACAGACCCAAAGGACCCUCCUCCUUCUGAUGUGUUUGUGUGCCAGCACAUACACACACACACACACACACAUACAGCGGCACACAUACACACUGCAACCUUGAGCCAUGUGCGUUUCCAGUUUAGGGGAGGAAGCACAUUUUGCUUCCACUUGGUCAGCCCUUGCAUAUAUUCCCUCCCCCAGCUGUGUUCAACCACCAGUAACUGACACAGACCUCUCUUUUCUCUGCUUCACCUCUCCCCCUCGCUGUGCAGGGGAGGGGCCUUUGAUGUCCAGUUCUGAGGGACUCAGGGAGUGAUUUGAGGGGGGAGGGGCAGAGGACCCCAGUCAGAUAAUAACAAUGCACCAAUGGCUCAACUACUGCCUGAUAUGAGAAAUGGCUAACAGCUGAGGCGCUUAACAAGCUCUGCUGAGGCUUCCCUUAGACAAUGCUGGCUGGAAAUCGCUAUCACACUUAAUCCUUCUUCCCUGGCUGUCACUUUAUGUGUCACAUUUUCUUUAUCCUGAGAGAAAAGCACUGAUCGGAUAUAUUUUGUUGAACACUGUUACACACUGAUCAAGACAGAUGUUCAUUGCACAAACGGAUACAGUAUGAUGAUGUAAAUGUGUAAAAUACUCUGUUGCUGUUCUGAUGUUGUUCCAAUGUAACAUACAGUAUAUAUGUUGACAAAAAAAAGAUGGUUAUCACAGACACGUUGUUCUUUGUGGAUGCAAAAUGUUUCAUGCUUUCCAUGCAGAUACAGAUGCUGUUUGUUAAUUGUCUUCAGAUAUAAUCAUGGGCCAAUACUGCUGUGACAGCUGUAGCCAAUGUUGUCUGUUCUUAAAGCACAGGGUUUAGUUUAAAAAUAAUAAAUAUAAUAAAAUAUAGUGUGACAGUGCAGAUAUGCAAAAGAUUGUAAUGUUUUAUAUUAACCUUCAUAAAAUAUUAAAGUGAGUUUUUACUUUUCUA
This is a messenger RNA of Micropterus dolomieu (smallmouth bass), 5338 nucleotides long. RefSeq lists its product as uncharacterized. Bases 497 to 2158 code for a protein of 553 amino acids. The record is from RefSeq and is a predicted model, not a curated record. Gene Ontology annotation, cellular component: membrane raft; plasma membrane. Gene Ontology annotation, biological process: B cell receptor signaling pathway; T cell receptor signaling pathway; intracellular signal transduction. The transcript has 10 exons. Lineage: Eukaryota; Metazoa; Chordata; Actinopteri; Centrarchiformes; Centrarchidae.